This is a messenger RNA of Aplosporella prunicola CBS 121167, 372 nucleotides long. RefSeq lists its product as uncharacterized. The record is from RefSeq and is a predicted model, not a curated record. The transcript is spliced from 3 exons. The coding region runs from base 96 to 347 and encodes 83 amino acids. NCBI's taxonomy places the organism in Eukaryota, Fungi, Ascomycota, Dothideomycetes, Botryosphaeriales, Aplosporellaceae.
AAUCAGUUCGACUCAUCCACCCUUUACAACACACCUACACCUCCAUACCUUACAAUUUUCUCAUAGCCGAACGACCCGUAUCGACUCUCACCAACAUGCCUGUCCACGAAGCUGAGGAGUACGCCAGCGGUAGCAUUACCGACAAGGUCGCUAAGGAAUCUUCCGACAGCAACGCAUCUGACCAUCCUCUGCAUUCCGGUGACACUGGCGCCACGUCCGGUGGUAAAGAAGGGAAGGCUUCUGCUGCGGACCACUCUGCCCCUCCUGGACCUGUUAUGGCAGAAGGGUUGGGCGAGCCAGCUAGCAAGGAGGAGCUUAAAGCGAGGGCCGCUGAGCUGAACAAAUAGAAGGCCUAGACUUUCAUGAUGCAAC